Fusarium vanettenii 77-13-4 is the source of this 2013-nucleotide messenger RNA. RefSeq lists its product as uncharacterized. The record is from RefSeq and is a predicted model, not a curated record. Gene Ontology annotation, molecular function: ubiquitin protein ligase activity. Gene Ontology annotation, cellular component: nucleus; HULC complex. NCBI's taxonomy places the organism in Eukaryota, Fungi, Ascomycota, Sordariomycetes, Hypocreales, Nectriaceae. The transcript is spliced from 3 exons. The coding region runs from base 1 to 2013 and encodes 670 amino acids.
AUGGAGGACAGGAAGCGGCCUGCCAUCAGCAGCGCCGACGACCUGGCCCCUCCGAGCAAGAGGGUCGCCGUCAAUGGUUCCAAGGCCAAGGAUGACUCCCUCGAGAUGAAAGAGGAGAGUUGGAUCGAGGUCCUCGAGGAAAUUGAACUCCUUGCAAAUUCAGAUACAACCUCAUCGACCCCUUCCGGUAUGAACCCCCACAACCCCCUUCAUAUCUCUGCUGACUCGGCGGCAGAACCCCCGUAUCUCAGUGGUGUGAGCUUCAAGGACCUACACGAUUUCCAGAAACAUCUCCAGGAUAAGGGCAAGUCGAUCAAGUCGAAAGCGGAAUCGCUCCUCACACAUUUGGCUGCUUCACGAGGCAGCAUUGACCCAAGCGUUUCCAAACUGGAGAGCAAGGUUUCUGGACUUUUGGCCGCGCAAAAGGAAUAUUUGUUCAAACUAGACCGGCUGAGCAGCGAAAAGGACCAACUAUCGGAGCAACUCAACGCCGCGACCUUGCGUUACUUCAAGGCGGAGAAGAAGCUAGAUCGGGCAAAGAGUUCUCAAGUCCAGAAGUUGGAGCAACAAGCAUUUGCCAAUGCUACCCGACCUUCAGCAUCUGGCGAUGCGGGUGCCGAGAGUGGCGAGAUCAAUGGAAAUUCUGGCGAGAUCCUGCUGAAAUACGAGGAAGCGACCGCGGCGGCUACGAAGCAAAAGGAACAGCUGGAUGCCAUUCUGGCAGAGAUCAAGACCUUGCAGGACGAAAACUCGACUCUAAAGGCGAAAAGGGACAACCUGACCGAUGAGGACUUUAUCCGGACCGAUGUCUUCAAACAAUUCAAGAACCAGAACGAGGAUCUCAUCAAGCGUAUCAACACGCUCGAGGCCACGAACAAGCAGCUUCGUGAGGAGGCCGAGAAGCUGCAGGCGGAGAGAUCGGCAUUCCGAAGUCAGCUCGAGGCAGAUGCGAACCAAGUGACACAGGAACUGGAGGCUGAGAUCAUGUCCCGAGAUCAAGAUCUUGCCCGAGUGCGAUCAGCCCGUGACGAACUUUUGGCCGAAAACACUCAGAGCAAGGCGAGAUUGGAGCAGGAGCGAGGAUCGAUGGAGCAGAUCAAGGAUCUCGCAUCUGCUAAAGACGACAGAAUCACGGCUCUCGAACUUGAGCUCUCGCGCCUCACGUCGAGCGGGGAGCAAGGAAAACUCAACCCGGACGACGAAAAUUUGACGGUUGACGAGCUUCGCCUGAAAUAUCGGAAGCUGCAGCAAGAUUUCGAUUCAAUCAACCUGGAGUUGCCGGCCAUAGAAAAGGCAUACAAGAAGAUGAAGGAGCUUGCUCAUAGAAAGGCAAUGGACUCGAGCGCUAUGGAAGAGCGCAUGACCAUCUUGAUCGCCGAGAAGAGUAAGGCGGACCAGAAGUACUUUGCCGCUCGCAAGGACGCGGAUACCCGGAACAACGAGAUUCGAUCCCUACGACACCAGAACAGCAAGAGCUCAGAGAUUAUUGCGCAGCUCAAGGAACUCGAGAUGCAGAACCGGACCCUGCUCAGCAAUCUGGAGAAGCAACUGGCGGACCUGAAGCAGGCCAACGCCAGCCUCGUCAACGAGAACAAGAAGGCGGAGGCGACCAGUUUGGAGGCAGUCCGACGAACAGACUCGCUCAGCAAGCAAGUCAACGACCUAACGAACCUGGUCAAGUCGAAGGAUGCGGCAUCUGCAGUGGUUCGAGAGCGCAACACGAUGCAGGAGACAGAAGUGGAAAAGCUCAAGGUGCGCAUCGAGCAUGUGCAGAAGGAUCGCGACUCGUGGAAGAACAAGGCAUUGAGCAAUUCCUCCGAAGAGGAGGAGAUGCUUCGAACCUAUGCCUUGUGCACCAUUUGUCGCAACAACUUCAAGAACACGGCACUCAAGACGUGUGGCCACCUCUUCUGCAACCAGUGUGUCGACGACCGCAUCAGCAACCGCAUGCGCAAAUGUCCCACCUGCUCUCGAGCAUUUGACAAGAUGGAUGUUAUGUCCGUACAUCAUUAA